AGACGCAGCGUGCCAUUUUAACCAUGAAUGAUGCUUACGAUGAUGGAAAUGAAAACUACUGCAAUGCUAUCCUAAGUUACGGCCUUUGAUUACUUAGACCUGAAAAAUGAUUACUCGUUUUCCCACCGCUUGAGUCAUGCGCGGCCCUUGCUUUAGCGGCGUAGGUGCUCCCUUUCACUGGCCUGUCUGCUUGUGCGGGCGUCCUUCAUCUGCAGGUGUGUGGGGAGUUACGCCACUCUACCUGGAAACCAAGAUGGAGUGGUCAUUGGCCGACCGGAUCUCCUACCUGGCCUGCCGCAGCUGCCUCGGGGUGGUGGCUCUUGUGAUGGUGCUGCCGCUGCUCCGCCGUCUGUGGUCGCUGCAGGACACCACACUCGGGGUGCUGGGCGGCGUGUCCAGCCUCCUCUCCUCCAUCUGCCUCAGCGCCCUCUCUUCCUCCCCGUCUGUUAUUCCUCUCGCUAUCCUCCUCGGGCCCCUGACGCCGUACCUCAAUGUGGCCUCUUCUGCCAUCCUGGUGCGCCUGGCGGCAGUGACUGAAUUAGGUGGCGUGUUGGUGUGCCUUGGGAGCGUGGAGCAGGCGGGGCAUGCUAUUGGCUGGCUCACUUUCUACUACCUGUUCCCCUUGUUGCUGCUUCACCGCAUGCCCGGCGUCACCUUCCUCGCAACGGGACUCUUGCUCCUCGUGCCCUCGACGAUAUUCGGGGUGUUGUACUUCUCGCUGGGCCUCAGAAGCAGCACUGGCAGGUCCCCCAGAGGCCGCUCAGCUUCACGAAUCAGACAAAUAUCAGCAAGCUUCAGAUACUACGAAGAGUCUCCUGAAGGUGCUCGGACUUAAUACUCAGAGAGAGAUUAUUUUUAGAAAGCAUGCAGUUGUUUUUUUGUGGAGUUCGCUUUUCAUUUUUUAAAGCAUACUGGGUUGCUUUUUUUAGUGUGACCUCAGAUAUAGCUCCAGUAGGACCAAGAUUCCCUCAUCUUGUGGUAUAUUGAGGUCAUUUUAGUGUGAGUCCCCGGGUAUAGAGUCAGUAGGCCCCUCUAUAAAUUUAAGAUCAAAAUUCACUCAUCUUGUGGCAUUUUGGGGGUCUUUUUAGUGUGAGGUUCUCAGUUAUAGCUCCAGUAGGUCCCUUUUAAUUAAUCCAGGACUUGUAAUACCGAAUGAGCGUAUGGGCAUUGCUGGGUGAAAGCUUUGCCGCCACCAAUAUUUUCCUAAGCACCUAAUAUAUUAUGUAAUUAGAAUAAAGACCACAAUCUGAUUUAACUCGCGUUUUUCUGUUUGACUAGUGAGUUAUUUUUCUGCCAUUAACUCGUACAGUCUUCAACCAUGCCUCUAAUCAGGGUACUUAAGGUCUGUGUGGUCGAUCAGUUUAUUGUGUGCAAGGUUAUCCUGCACCCUAAUAAAUGAUUAAUGUCAAGACAGUUUACAUUUAAGAUAAGGAUACACUAGAAUAUUACAUCAACACCUUCCCUUUGCCUCUCGUUUGAGAUGGUGAUGAUAUACAACCUUAUCCACUUUAUACUUGACACAACACUUCAAGAGAAACCAUAUAAACAUUCUGCUUAAAAUAAAUCUAUCAAGAUAUAUUUAAAGCAAACUACUCAUGCAAUAUCAGUUACCAGAUCAUUGACAACUUAAGGUAAUAUUUUUUGUCUCUUCACUUAGUAAGAAUUUUGUUCACUUAUCCAUCACACGAAAAUAAAUGGUUAAAUAAAUAAAUGUGGAUGUAAAUGCACGUGUUGUGACUCUGACAAGGUUGUGGAAACUAAACAAUUAGUAUCACAGAAUUAAGGCUCUAUAUUAAGACAGGUUUCUUCCUCUACUAGGUUAGCAAUCUACCAGCACAACACCUACUUCGAAUGACAACACAACGCAACACACACACACACACACACACACACACACAGUAAUCAUAGUCCAUUAAAUAUGACUAUCUAUUACAUGAAAAUAUAGGAUCAAUCACAUGCAACCAUAAACAACUUGAUGUGACUGGAUAGACCUAAGUGUCACUGGUUACAAAAGAAAAAGUAUAUUCCUACCAGUGCUUAAUUUAUAUAUAUGACAUCAUUAGAAAAAUAUAUGGAGGUUGAUAAAUCAUCCACUAUUUUACAUAAAUCAUCUGAAUCCCUAACAAAUUUUGGUAUGGUUUAUCAUUCAUGAAGUUUUCUGCUUCCCUGCAUCAUAAUAACCAACAACACCUUCACACUUAAGAGUGAUUGAACACACAACACUUGUCCUUCCUAAACACUAAAGAAUCAUUAAUAUUUUUCAUACACUAUCUCUGAAGCUUCUCUUAAUUUCCAAGUACUUAAGAUAAAGUUCUUGAAUAAUUAUGCAUUACUCUUGAGGCAAGACUGUGACAUGAUGAAGAUGGAGCUGCAGGAAUUUAGGAACAUGAGAAAUACCUCACUUUGAGUAAGAUAUCCCCUUAAAUGUUUAGCAAAAAGAUGCUGGGUUCAUCAAUGUGCUUGUGAAAAGGGCAGUAUUUCAAGCCUUGCAAUAUGAUUUACGAUUUCAUGACACUGUUGCUUCACACAACAUAAGUAAGGACAAGGACAAAGCCUUCGAGUGACUGUCAGAGUGAGAUGCAUUGCAACCCCUUGAACAUAAUACACACCUGUUUUAAGGACUCACUCAUUCACAAACAUACGUGUGCGUGCGUGUGCACACACGCAAACACACACACACACACACACACACACUAGAAAGAAUACAAAGGAUGGCAACGAAAAUGGUUGCAGAACUGGAGGGAUUGUCAUAUGAAGAAAGGUUAAAGGAAAUGGACCUACCAACACUGGAACAAAGAAGAGAAAGGGGAGACUUAACACAAAUUUAUAAACUAUUGAUUAAAAUGGAGGAAGUAGACAAUGAAGUGGAAGAAACGUCAGAAACACACGAGGGCACAGUAAAAAGUUGGGGAAAGGAAGAUGCUUGAGAGACAAAGAAAUAUAGCUUCCCGGAAAGAAAAAUAAAGGUUUGGAACAGACUAAGUGAGGAUGUAGUAUCGGCGAAGAGUAUGCACAACUUUAAGGAAAAGCUGGACAAAUACAGAUAUGGAGACGGGACCACAGGAGUGCAAGCCCAGGCCCUGUAAAACUACAACUAGGUAAACACACACACACAUAAUCUGUCUUUGUUUGUCUCUAAAAAAAAUCAGCAUAUUGCUUGUAUUUUAGUGUAAUAGUCUUUUUUAUGUACAAUAUUUAAUCUCAUACAUAUUCUUUUCAUUAUCUCUUAUCCACAUCUGGCAUACAUUUUGAGUACUUUCAGUACUAUUUUCAUGUAUUUUGUAUUGUGACAAUUUGCUUUACUAAAACACAAACUCAAGUUAGUGGAGCCUUCUACAGCAGAUAUGUGCUCAGAAAGAUCAGAUUUUCUUUGGAUUUCAGGGGUUUGAAAGAGCUUAUAUUAAUGUAAAAAUAUAUUUUUUGCUCCUGCAUCUAUCACACUUUUCCUCAUUUAUGGCUAUCACUAUAUUGCACAAAAACUAACAUAAUAAUGAAUUACUUGAUAUUCCAGAAUGGCAAGUACAUUUUCAUUAAUUACGAAGUUUUGUUCCAUACCCAUCAUAUGGGUAUGGAAUGAAAAUAGCUUGUGAGAUUCGUACGUGUUUGAAGGGCAUACAAUGAUGAUGUCAGCCUGUUGAUUCAAGCUGCUUAGCUCAAUCUUUGAAAACCUACUUUGCUAAUACAGGACUAUUUAUCUCUUUUAUUAUGUUCUAAACCAUCUCAACCAGCUGGCACAAUAAUCACUAAUAUCCUCAUUCACCAACCAAAAACUUUCUUGUUUUCCAGUUACAUUCACACUUGUCAUCUAAUCAUACACACACACACAAUAAUAAUAACACAAUAAAAAAAAAAAAUAAAAAAAAA
Molecule: messenger RNA, 3864 nt
Organism: Eriocheir sinensis (Chinese mitten crab)
Lineage: Eukaryota; Metazoa; Arthropoda; Malacostraca; Decapoda; Varunidae
Exons: 4
Coding region: 137-835 (232 amino acids)
Biological process (GO): transmembrane transport
Cellular component (GO): membrane
Molecular function (GO): transmembrane transporter activity
Source: RefSeq, a predicted model, not a curated record